Molecule: messenger RNA, 4836 nt
Organism: Achroia grisella
Lineage: Eukaryota; Metazoa; Arthropoda; Insecta; Lepidoptera; Pyralidae
Gene: RasGAP1
Product: GTPase-activating protein
Exons: 16
Coding region: 481-4836 (1451 amino acids)
Biological process (GO): regulation of GTPase activity; intracellular signal transduction
Source: RefSeq, a predicted model, not a curated record
AUACAUACCUACAUCCGCGCCGCCGACAGGCGCAGUCGUGACGUGACGUAAUUGUCCAUUCAUACUUUUUGUUCAUUAAUGAAAAGAACCUUUCAAAUAUUUUAUUGAUGGUACAUUAUUUACACAUGAUAUCCGAAUUAUUGUGUUUUAUUUAUAAUAAUGAAUAGUGUAGACUAUUGUUUUGUUUUAUUGUGAAUCAAGAUUGUGUGUUUGGAAUAAAAGUGCAUUCAUUCAUUUAUAGUAAAGUGCAUGUAUUGAGCACAUGCGCAUUGCAUUCGUGAAUUUGGUCGAUUAAGCGAGUGUUCUAUGUAUUGAGAACAUUACAAAAAUGUGGACACCAAUGGAUUUUGUGUAUAUUCUUACUGGAUCUCAACUUCUAAGUCAACUGGUUCAAAACAGGCUCAAGUAGAACAUUACGACACUCCGGAAGUGGCGGGACAAGCCAGCCGGCCGAGCUCGAUCCGAAAGAGAUAACAACGGAUGAAAGAGAUAAAUAGUAAUGGAUUUAACAUGGCGGACGAUACGCGUAAAGUGCGAGUCGAAGAAAGAUUAAAAAUAAAGAUCGGAGAAGCAAAAAAUCUACCAGGUCGCAGCCAUGGCACGGCAUGCCCUCGUCAUCCCGACAUCUACUGCGUGCUCUCGCUCGACCAGGAGGAAAUAUUCCGCACGUCCACCAUGGAGAGAACGCUUAAUCCAUUUUUCGGCGAAGAGUUCCAGUUUGAGGUGCCCCGAAGAUUUCGAUACCUGUCAAUAUACGUGUUUGACCGUGACAAACAUCUCAAACAGAACAAAGUGCUGGGAAAGGUUGCUAUCAAAAGAGAAGAUCUACACAGAUAUAACAAUAAAGAUCACUGGUUUGCACUACGGCCUGUCGAUGCAGACUCCGAAGUGCAGGGGAAAGCAUACAUUGAACUCUCCCUCGAAGAUUCGAGAAAACGGUUACGGGUGGAACCGAAACCCCCUGAUCCCGACCCAGCUGCCGACAACAGCUCGUCGAAGACCAAAGCAAAGAAUUUCGGCAGAAUAUCGGAAUAUUGUAAAGAGAGCAUGAGGUUCGGCUCUUGUUCGAGCUCGACAAGUAAAAAACUACUGAGUGCGGUAGAGACGGAACCUACUCUAACACUAUCUCGGUCGGAAAGUUUGAAAGAUCGAGCUCAAUGGGGCACGCGGACGAAGCCCCAUGUGCAUACGAUGUCGGAAUCUGACACUCCUACACCCACCGCCGUCGACUACUGGUCGGACCCAGAAAGACAUUGCGCAGCGCGCAUUGGACCUGACACAUUACGCCUCAGAGUACUGGAAUGCUCAGAGCUCACCACAAAGAAUGGACAGUGCGACCCAUUUGCUCUCGUCACGUUGUUAUACUCGAACGGACGAAGAGUAGAGAGGCGCACGAAACCUAGAAAAAAGACUGUUAACCCACAAUUUGAUGAAUUCUUCUGUUUUGAUCUCGUAAUAGAUUCCGACCCGAAAGACAAGGACGCCUCACAGUCGCCGGGUGUUGCAUGCGAAGCGAGAGUUUCCGUCUGGCAUGACUCAGCGACACCUGUCUUCCUCGGGGAAGUGCGAUUACAGUUGCGGCAACCUGCACCAUCGCCUUUGCGCGCUUGGUUCUUCCUGACGUCUCGCGCGGGCGGCGCCCUAUCGCGAGGCGCUACUCCACCGGGUACACGGCUGUCGGCGGCGGGCAGCGCCACGCUCGGCUCGCUGCGGCUACUGCUGCAGUAUACCGUCGACCACGUUUUCCCCCUAGACCACUAUAAGCAGCUCGAGGAGUUGUUCCUACGUAGCGUACAUCAAAAGCCCAUAGCAGCGUCCGCUGUUUACAUCCUAGGGGAGAUUGUGUCGAGUAAGACUGACGCGGCUCAGCCCCUAGUAAGGCUGUUCACACACCAUGAUCUCAUCGUGCCUAUAGUUAAGGAGCUCGCGGACGCGGAGAUAUCUGUUCUCACUGACGCGACGACGAUAUUCCGCGGCAACACGCUGGUGUCGAAGAUGAUGGACGAGGCGAUGCGGCUGAGCGGCGCGGCAUACCUGCGGUCGGUGCUGCGGCCCACGCUGGCGGCCGUGCUGGCCGAGCGCCGGCCCUGCGAGAUCGACCCCGCCCGGGUCAAGCCCUCCGCCGCCGUCACCGCCAACCUCGCCAAUCUCAAGGAGUAUGUUGAGAGGGUGUUCGGCGCAAUAACGUCGUCGUACGCGAUGUGUCCGACGGCCAUGUGCCGGCUGUUCGACGCGCUGCGGCAGUGCGCGGCGCGGCACUUCCCGCGGAACGCUGAGGUGCGCUACUCGGUCGUCUCGGGCUUCAUCUUCCUGAGGUUCUUCGCGCCCGCCAUCCUCGGGCCCAGGCUCUUCGAUCUCACCACCGAGCAAAUCGACCCCCAAACAAAUAGGACUCUAACGCUAAUUUCGAAGACGAUCCAGUCCCUGGGUAACUUGGUGAGCAGUCGCUCGGCGCAGCAGGUCUGCAAGGAGGAGUACAUGGCCGAACUGUACCGUAGCUUCUGCACGCCAAGACAUGUGCAAGCAAUCAGGCAGUUCCUCGAAAUAAUCUCCACCAGCACGGAUACACAAAACAACAACAUACAGGAAACGCCUGUCUUACUGAAAGAAGGGACGAUGAUAAAGCGGUCGGAGGGAGUGCGCGGGGCGGGCGCGGGCGGCGCGGCGGGCGCGGGCGGCGCGGGGGGCGGCUCGCCGCGCCGCCGCUGGACGCGCGCCGCGCACGCGCACGCCAAGCGCAGACACUUCCGCCUCACCAGUGGGGAGUUGACGUGGUCGCGGUGCGGCGCGAAGACGCCCGGCCACCGUCUGCCGCUGUCGGGCGUGCUGGCCGUCGCCGCCGUCGACUGCCCGCCCGCCGGCGCGCCGCUCGGAGCCAACAACAUCUUCCAGAUAGUGCAUCGCGAGCGCGUGCUGUUCGUGCAGGCGAGCAACUGUGUGGAGCGAGCGGAGUGGGUGCGGCUGCUGGCCGCGCUGUGUCGCCACUCACCCGCCGCUCCCGCGCACUCCGGCUACUACGCGGACGCGCGCUGGACCUGUUGCGGUCGUGAGGAGGCGGACGCGGAGGGUUGUGGCGGGUGCACGCAGUCGACGGAGGCCGGCGAGCGGGAGACGCGGCGCGGACCAGCAGCACUAGCGCUGCGGCUCGACCCCGCGCGCGACCUGCAGCGGCUGCACGCGCUGCUGGUCGCGCACGCGCCGCGCCUCGACGAGCGGCUGCACCGGCCGCGCCACCACCACGAAGGCACGAGUAUGGAGGAGCGUGAAGCAGAAGCGGCUACGCUGCGUGAAUUGCAGGAGGCCAUGUUUCACUUAGAGCACGGACACCGAACCUACCGAAGAUCACUAGCCAGGGAGACCAAGUAUGGCAGCAAGCAAGCGCCAAUAGGCGACGACAAUUACCUGCAUUUAGCCGGAGCCUCGGACAGCGUCGAUAGCCAGUUCCUUUGGCGGCCGUGGCGGAGCGAUAUUUCACCUACCGUAGAUUUGGACGGUACGACGAUACCUAUGCAGUCGUCCCUCGACAUCGGCUCCAGCACGGAAUCACUGAGACUAGCUCGGCACGGUGACGAGCGGUCGUCCGGGAAGUCCACCAAGUCCACCGGCAGCGGCUACCUCACCAUGUCCUGCCUGAAGCACGAGCCCUCCGAGGACAGCGACGGUUCCGCGGAGAAGCCCGCGCGGCCGCCGAAGCCGGCGCGCCUGUCGCCCGCGCGCGCGCCGCGCUGCGAGUACGUGCACGUGCAGCCGCGCGCGCGCCGCCCCGACCACUUCCGCUGCCAGGAGUACGAGCUCAUGACCGACUUCAGCACGCACGCCCGCCCCCACGACGACGCGCCGCCCGCCGUGCCGCCGCGCGGACACACGCCCGCCCGCGCCAGGCUGCACCCCAAGCCCGAGCUCGACCUCUCCAAGUCGGUAGACGACCGCUCCACCUCUUUGUACGGCGCGCUGUGCGGAUCUACGGGCAGCCUACCGAGCGACGAGAUGCACGACGAUGAAAACGAAUGUCUGCUCGAUAAGCGAGACGAACAUCGGUUGAGCAAAAUAGAUACGGUCUCGAACGACGACAGUCUACUCGACGAGCUUCAAAGAGAUACGUAUUGCGUUCUGAAAGUCUGCGAGGACGACCCUCCCGAGGAGGAACAGAAAAAAGAUGUCGUCAUGGAGUCGGCCGACAAAAAGGAGAAAGAAGACUUCGGCGUGUUUUCCAGAAUAAGCAUCCAGAGAAAGUCGAACCCGAAUAAAACUCAACCGAAUUCAAUAAAACCACUGAAGACGUCGAAUUCGACGUCGAACGUCCACGACGCCGGAUCGACGUCGUCGCGCCCUCUGUCGGAGCGUCUCACUCCGUUCUUUCUCAAAAAGAAACCGAAACCCCCGGACGAGUCUACGGCGGCCAGCAAGAGCGGGCGCAAGGAGGACAAUCUCAUCGGACGACUGACGCCACGCUUCGGGCAGUCUCGACUGUACGGACGCGGACAGUCGCUCGAGCUCGCGCCGCCCGAGAGCCGCACCAAGCGCAUCGAGCGGUCGGCCACCACCGUCAACAUCCCGCGAGAGUCGAGGCACAUGAACUCGUCCAUAGUGGCCAACCUCAAGUUUCUCAGCCUGCAUCGGUACGGUGCACAGGAAGACGUCCAGUGCCGGGCGUUCGUGCGCACGGACGCGGAGGGCGCGGGCGCGGCGGGCGCUGCGCCGGCGGCGGCGGCGAGGCCCGACGGCGCGGAGGGCGCGGCGACCUCGUCGGCCGGCGCCGAGCUGGAGGCUGCCUCGUGGCGGCGCGCGCACGCGCCCUCGCUGCUGGCCGCCGCCACCACCGACAUCCGCCUGUAG